This is a messenger RNA of Rotaria sordida, 303 nucleotides long. Lineage: Eukaryota; Metazoa; Rotifera; Eurotatoria; Philodinida; Philodinidae. The record is from the annotation of a GenBank genome assembly.
AUGUGUUUACAUCAUGAAGCAUUUUCAUCUUUUAAUAAAGAUCAUAAGGUUUUAUCAAUUUUAAGUAUGAUUCCUCGUUCACAUGUUUUAUCAUCAUUAGAAGCUGAUUUACAAGAAAUUCAACAAAAAAUUACAAAUAAUAAAGAAAUAGAAGAUGAUAUACAUGAUACAUGUUAUGUAUUUGAUAAAUAUGAAGAAGAAGAAGACGAAGUUGAUGAAUUAACAUGUAAACAUCAUAUUGAUGCUGAUGAACAAUGCAACUAUGACGAUCUUGUAUGUAUUUUAACCAAUAAACAAUACUAA